Prunus armeniaca (apricot) is the source of this 546-nucleotide messenger RNA. The record is from the annotation of a GenBank genome assembly. Lineage: Eukaryota; Viridiplantae; Streptophyta; Magnoliopsida; Rosales; Rosaceae.
AUGUAUGAGUUCUGGCCUCUUGCAAGAGCAAGAGUGCUUAUUGGCGCCUUAGAACUGAAAGAGGAAAAGUUGAAGGCAAAGGAAGAAGCAGAGGAUCUAGCUCAAGAAAUGGCGGAGCUCAGAUACCGAAUGACAGGUUUGCUUGAAGAAGAGUGUAAGCGCCGUGCUUGCAUUGAACAAGCAUCUUUACAUAGAAUUGCUGAGUUAGAAAGCACAUAUAUUGAGGUUCAGAUUCGCAGUGUGUCUGUUACCAAUGGUGAGACCGUAGUCUCAAUUGGCAGAACUUUUGAGCUUGAAUAUUUCAGUCUUGGUGCUUCAAAAAACUGGUAUGUGGCCAUAUUGUACAAGAAGAUAUCGGUUACCACCAAUGUAUGGAUUGGCAACAGAAACACACCCCUCACUGGUUCAUCAGGUGUACUCAAGGUGCGCAGCCCUGGAAUUCUUGGCCUUGUCGACCAUAAGAACACUACAGUUUGGUCUUCCAACACAUCAAGUUCUGCACAUAAUCCAAUGGCACAGCUUUUGGAUUCCGGAAUCUUGUUGUGA